Molecule: messenger RNA, 690 nt
Organism: Colletotrichum navitas
Lineage: Eukaryota; Fungi; Ascomycota; Sordariomycetes; Glomerellales; Glomerellaceae
Exons: 2
Source: RefSeq, a predicted model, not a curated record
UAAUCAUGAAUUUUUCUUUAUUUGUAUUUCUGACUCUGUCGAGGCACGAGGAGAUGGUUGCCGGCGCAAACUCGUCAACUAUGUAUGAGUGGUUCUCUAUGCAGCAAACCUUUGAUGGAAAUGACAUAGCCAUCGCUGUGGAUGUUAGUCGAUAUAGUAUGGUAGCAAGUGGCUUUUGGCCAUGGUCCUGGACAUCUAUCUCACAAGUCAGCAAGAACGUUUCUAGAUACAUCGAUGCUGAUUAGGUGAGAGGGUGAUGUGUCAGACAGAAUAUACUGGCAAGUAACAGGUUCGCCUUGACGGGAACCCGAACAGACUAGGUUUCUUCAUGGUCGAUUCGGUUGGGAAAAGAAGACAAUGUUUCUUGAGUGUCAUCAUUCGGAAAUGGGGGGAGAACAGCGAGCAAAUGUGACCUACCUGACGUGUGGAAGCUGGAAGCUGAUCGUUGUAAGUAGGUCGACAGUUCGUAGCUAGCAAACCUUUGCUCGUCACGAUGCUAGGAACGCGCUCCUUCCCGUAAAGCUUGAAUUGAAGCUCUUGGAACUUCGCGGGUUUGCACGAGUCAGGAAGGAGGGAGCGCGUUUCUGCCGUCGAUGAGAGUCAAGAUGUGAUGCCGAGAAGUGGUGCAGAAAAGGUUCUGACGUGCAGAGGAACAGUUUUUAUAGAUGAGGCUCAUGAGAGAAAAACUGG